Dreissena polymorpha is the source of this 6741-nucleotide messenger RNA. RefSeq lists its product as uncharacterized. Gene Ontology annotation, cellular component: nucleus. NCBI's taxonomy places the organism in Eukaryota, Metazoa, Mollusca, Bivalvia, Myida, Dreissenidae. The coding region runs from base 156 to 3623 and encodes 1155 amino acids. The record is from RefSeq and is a predicted model, not a curated record. The transcript has 10 exons.
UAUUUACGUUUAUUCUAUUAAAUGUGAAACCAUCGCCCACGGUCUGAUCGAAGGGUAACAAUCUAAGAGUGAAUCAUCUUUAUAAAACAGCUACUCCGCUAAAAAAUCGAGAUUCUUUCAACCUGAUUUCAGUCAGAUGUAGAACAAAGAAGCAAAUGAUGUCUGCAACCCCCUCUGAAGAGAAAGGCAGUGGGAAGAUCUGUGUAUUCUGUGACAGGGCAGACAACAAUGAGGCUGUCUAUGGGAAACUGCUCUCCAAACUGGGCCUUACGGCUCACUACUUUUGCAUGCUGUUUGCCAGUGGACUGAGUCAGAAAGGAAGCUCAGAGAAGGAGGGUAUUUUGGGAUUUUUGCCAGAUGAUAUUCGGAAGGAACUACGGAGGGCUAGCAGACUGAAAUGCAGUUUCUGCAAGAAGGGAGGAGCUACCAUCGGCUGUGUGGUCCGUAACUGCAAGAAGAUGUUUCACCUGGGAUGUGGGCGGGAGAAUCACACGCUCCACCAGUUCUUUGACACAUUCAGGUCGUACUGUAGUUGUCACAGGCCAACCCAGGCCGUACCCAGCGACCCUGACCCCAGCCUGGUGUGCUCCAUCUGUAUGAACACCGUGCAGGGGCAGGUAAGCGUGGACACACUGAGAGCCCCCUGCUGCCGAAAGUACUGGUACCAUCGGGACUGCAUACAGAGGUAUGCAUCAUCUGCUGGCCUGUAUUUCUUCAAGUGCCCUCUAUGUAACAACAAGGAAGAGUUUCAAAAUGAGAUGCUGCAGUAUGGCAUUUAUAUACCUGAUCAAGAUGCAUCUUGGGAGACGGAGCCCCAUGCUUUCGAGGAACUGCUGGAGCGAUAUGAUCAGUGUGACGCAAAGACAUGCAAAUGUGCUGAGGGUCGUAAACAUGAUGUAGACAACACGAAAUGGGAGAUAAUCCUGUGUGACUUCUGUGGCUCAUCUGGCAGCCAUGUUGCCUGUGGCCACCUGGUCAAGCUGGGAAAGAGGAACGUCUGCCCUGAGUGCUUUGAGCUAGACAAAAAACUAAAAGUAAGUGAGCCAGCCUAUAAAACACCACCAAGGAAGGGUUCCCCUAAAAUGCCUGUGCUUGACCCUGUGACCUCCCCAGAGUCGCCCAAAGGAACCAGCCCCUACCCUGGACCCUCAGGCUCCCUCAAAAAGAAUAAGCUUGCAGGCAAAGUGAAGUCCCCAGCUGCAUUAUCACCGGUACCCAAGACAAGCCCAGUAUGUCAGUCUGCUAAGCAGCCCAAACGAAGGUACAGGAAACGGUGUGCAAGUCCUGCCUUUACAAGUCCACCCAAGCUGAAGAAGGUAUGUACUGGGACUGGGAAAGCUGGGGAAACUGAUGCCGCGGGUGGGGAUAUCAAUGUGACCAGUAGUACAGCUGAGCAGUCGUCUAGUCCUUCAUCCAGCGAAGGUGAGAUUCCACUGGCAUGGAUGAAAAUUGAGGAGGAACGUAAACAGAAUAAAAUGAAAAAAAGGAAGUACAAAACUAAAUGGUCAAAAACGAAGAGUGUUAAAUCUGUUACAAAUGGCCAGGGUUUGGAGGCACCUGCUCUUAAUGCAGAUUCUACUGCUAACAGUUACAUGGCAGAAGCAGAAACAUCCACUCAAUUAGCACUGGAAGCUAAAAUAUCACAGAAAGACUCGACCCCCGGAAACGGAAUUCUAAGUUCAACAAAGCAAAAAAGAAAACAAAUGUCUUUAGGUGCCCCUUUAGUUGUAUCUGACAAAAUGUUUCGACCAGGGCCUGCUUCAAAGACUAAGAGAAAAUCCCUUGAUGAAGAUAAGAAACAAACUCUUUUAACCAAUUGGUUCACUAAGGUCCAGCAAAAAAAUAAGGAAACACCACCAAAAACAAGAGCUGGUGUUGUAAAACUUAAACCUAAUGAGCUUAAGCCAACAAAACCAGUGCUCAUCGAAUGGAAAGGGAAACAGUUGGUAAUCCUCUCUCCGAAAGUAUUGUUGAAGCGAAAUGAAAUAUUCGACAAAUUUAAGCCGAGAAAUCUUGACAUAGAUAUGAAUGAUCGCAAGGGCUGUAUUGAUUCCAAUAAGGAAAUCAGCAUGUUAGCCUGUCUGGAAUCUGAUGUUCGGUUGACAAGAAAGAGGCUUGAUUUGGGACUUCAAGAAAGUGGUGACUGGACUGAAAUUGAAAUACCAAUCUUGUCAAAACCAAAAAGUCUUGAAAUGGACAAAACUGGAAGUAAAGGUCUGUUUGAAAAGGAGGUGGAACUGUUAGCGUCACUUGACAUAGAAAAAAGAAUCACAAGAAAAAUGCUGGAUAGCGAAAUGCCUACCUUGACAGCUUUAUGUCAUGAUCAAAAAGAAAUGUCACCUCAGAAACCCAAACGAAAAAGAAAAAAGCACAAGGUUGUUAGCAAAGAACCAAGUUUAUUCCCGGAAAUGGAAAUUCUAAAUGAAGAUAAAAAUAGUGUUGAUAAUAAGUCAAUUGGUGCUUUAGAAAACAAGGCAGAGAAAGUGUUGGGCAAAAAUGUCGAUCUAGCUCAGAAAAAUAAUAGAUUGAUUGUUCCUGCUGAAACAGUUCACAAUGCGAAGGAACAAUUUCCUAAAUUAAAAAGUCUAGAGAAAGAUAAACUUAGCCUUAAUUGUGGUGCGGACAAUAAAAAAAAUGCUGGAUCCAAUUUUGCAAGAAAAGGUUUGGAUGGCUCUACUAAAACAUUGUCUUUGCCCCACACACCGCCAGCUAAGAAAUCAGAACAGUUUGUCUAUCCUGAUAGAAGCAAAUCUGAUUCUAAGAAAGAAGCCAUCUUGCUUAGUCAAAAUAUCUCAUUUGUAUUACCUAAAAGUUUCAGCUUCAUUCAUGAUUCACCCGCAAAAAAUCUCAGAAUGAGAAAGACACCAGAGGCCAUAGCACAGGAAUCAUCACUGGAGUUGUUCAACAAAACAGAGGUGAAGAUCAAGACAGAGACGACAGAAAUGGAGAUAAAGCUACCCAUUGACGCAAACAGAGGAAUACCAAACCUUUGUGUUGCUGAGCCUAUGGCACACAAGAACAAAUCACAGGAUAUUUCUGGCCGUGACUCUCCUUCUAAGAAUCUUCGCAAGAGGUCGCACAUUUCAUAUUCUGUUACUUCUCCCAGACUUACAAAGAGACAGGAAAACAUGUCUGGUUUGCCUGUAAAACGGAUGGAAAAUGAAGAUCAACAAAAAAGGACGGUGCAGUGGUAUUGUGAAGGAACCCGUCAGAUUGACACGGUGCACUUUGAGUCAGAGAAUGUCUGCCCAAAUAUCCAGCUGUCUAACCACCAAAAUGAAUUGCACAUGUUGAAAAUGCCUCUGGAAUCCUCAGAUCAGACAAAGAAAUGCAUCCCCUACAGUUCUGUCUCACUGAGCCCUGAUUCUGAAAAUGGAGACAAGAGCAGUGACUGCAAAACGGCCAUGAAUCUCAGUCCAUCAUAUUUCACAAAGUUUCGUGGAACAGACUCGAAAGCAUUGGACAAUUCAGGGACGAGCACAUCUUCUGAAGGGGAGGAGAUAGCUGGGAUAGAGAAUGUGCCAAAGGAAUUCUCUGCCAGGAGACACAUCAAGGCUCUGUCAGACUUGCACAAGAGUUAUAUGAACUCCUUGUCACCAGACCGAUUCAUUUUAGACUUUUAGCUCAAACGGACAGGUACCUUUUUCUUGAAAUAAUUUUACCCCCACAAACAAAGUCGGUCCUUAUUAAGUGUCCGCUCUCUAAUUCAAUUCAUUUUCAUCCGAUUUUCACCAAACUUGUUCAGAUGUUGUAUCUAGAUGAUGUCUAGGUGAAGUUCGAAUAUGGGUCAUGCCGGGUCAAAAACUAGGUCACGGGGUCACUUGUGUUUUUAACAUUGAGCAUGGUGUCCGCUCUCUAAUUCAUGUAGUUUUCAUCCAUGUAAGUCAAGUUCGAACAUGGGCCAUGCCGGGUAAAAAAAACUAGGUCAUGGGGUCACUAAGUGCGUUUUAAACAUUGAGCAUGGUGUCUGCUGUUUUUUGUGAAGACAACAUGCAAAAUAUUCUGUGUCAAUGCGGCAUGUGGGGGUAUUCGUCAUGUCUGUGACAAAGCCCUAGUUUAUUCAAGAAUGGUAACUUUAACUUGGAAAUCAUAUAAAUUUAUUUGAACAAAUAUGCCAGAUUUUUUAAGUUUUCAAUUAGACAUAAUUCAUACAGAUAUUAUUUGGUAUAAAAGAUCUGUAGGAGAAGGUGGAUCAGUUCAAUAUUUGUAUUGUGCCUGUUAGUGAGUUUAUUUACAUAACCAAUAACAUGAGCGAAGAUGGAUUCAUUUUCAUUGACAUGAUAUUUCUUUGAUAUGUAAACUUGGUGAUAUUGGUUUGAUCUUAAAUUCUUCUCAUAUUGACACAUUCCUAGUUUUGUUGGGCACUGUGUCUCUUGAGUAUUACAAUGUUUUUAGUAACUUUUUGUCAGGUUUGUCUCACUCCGGGAUAGGUUUUGCAUAGGUCUGAGUUUGUAAUGCGCUUUUCAAACAAAGCUAUGGAAAGUUUUGAUAUUAAAUAUAAUUUGCUUCCAGAUAAUGUAUAUUCUGAUAUGAGGCUGUUUAGUCAAUUUUACUUCAGACCUUUUAUCAUGAAAAUCGUAUACAUAUUACCUAUGUUAGACUAUUAUGUUAGAAUUUUCAUACUCUUAUGUUCAAUAGCAUGUUUUGCUUUCAAGAUUGUACUUCAACUGACCAUGAUGUGCUGGCGACAUGUUGUGCAUGUAGACAACUUUAAGCUUGUUACCUAUCUAAAGACAAUAGUUUUGGUGGAAUCUUAAUGGAAUUAGAAUAUUUAUGUUCAAAAAAACUAGGCAAGAUUCAAGGUCAAAGCUUGGGGAGACAAAACAUUAACCACUUAGGAGCCAACUAAAUGAUUCAAUCUUCAUGAAACUUGGUCAGAAUGGAUAUCUUACAUUAUUUUGCAGAGUUGUGAACAAAUUGGAUUAAAAACCAGGUCUGCAUGUCAAGUCUUGGAACAACGUUUCCACUAUAGACACAACAGUUUUGUCUUAAUAUUUAUGAAACCAGUUUUUGUCCCCUACCGGUGAAACUAGUGGGGACUUAUGGUUUGCGCUCCGUCCGUCAGUCAGUCAGUCUGUCUGUCACACUUUUCUGGAUUCUGCGAUAACUUUAAAAGUUCUUCAUAUUUUUUCAUGAAACUUAAAACAGGGAUAGAUGGCAAUAUGGAGAUAAUGCACAUUAUUUCAUUUUGUUCCUAUGUCAAGAAUUCUGGUUGCUAUGGCAACAAAUGUAUUUUUUUCAAAUCUUGCAAUUGUGGAGUUUCACCGGUAGGGGACAAUAUUGCUUGGCGAUCUCUUGUUUUAUCAAUGUCAAGACUUUUAAACCUGGUUACACGCUAAGAGCUCAAUUUUUAUGUCCUCCAGUCUUUACUGGGACAUACUGUAUUUGCUGUGUCUGUUUGUUGGUUUGUUUGUGUCAAACUUUAACAUUGGCCAUAACUUUUGCAAUAUUGAAGAUAGCACUUGAUAUUUGGCAUGCAUGUGUAUCUCAUGGAGCUGCACAUUUUAAGUGGUAAAAGGUCAAGUUCAUCCUAGUGUUUCACAAACACAUUUUAAAUUAUUUAUUAGAUGAAACUUAUAUAACGUAUAAAUCGUUAUUAUAUCAACAGGGAGACCUCAAAUAGUAUGUUAUGAUUACUCUGUUUAGUUCUUUAUUUUUAUAAUGAUUUUGCAUUAAUGUAUAUAAGUUUAAAAUAGUUUGCUAUUUUGCACCAUACCUGAAUGCAUAAUUAAAUACUAGUGUAUACAUUAUUGCACAUAGCGAUGUUAAUGACAUUUUAUGGCAUUUUAAUGUAAAUAAAUUCAUUUAUUUCAUAUAUAAGCUUUUUGACAACCAAAUCACAUGGGCAAACAUGUGAACGUCUCAUAUUUGGUAUAAAAGAGUGCUAAUGAAAUCUUCAAGUGAUGCACUUAUAUGUAUUAUGGUCAAUUCAUGGAAAGUGAUGCGCUUAAGGAAGGGUGUUAUGCACAUACCCAGUCUAUACUGGGGGACAUAUUGUUUUGGUCCUGUCUGUUGGUUUGUUGCUUUGUUGGUGUGUUUGCGGCACACUUUAACAUUUGCCAUAACUUUUGCAAUAUUGAAGAUAGCAACUUGAUAUUUGGCAUGCACGUGUAUCUCAUGGAGCUGCACAUUUUUGAGUGGUGAAAGGUCAAGGUCAAAUAUAUGGGGGGACAUAGUGUUUCACAAACACAUCUUGUUGGACAUUGUUUAAUAUAACAUGAACAGGCCAUUAAAAUCACCAUUAACAUUUUGUAAGUUUUAUUAAACCAAUAUUUCUUAUAAUUGUAUCAUGUUUUGUGUUCUAACUACAUGUGCUAGCGUUUUGAAGUCUUUGGUUGGGGCUUCAAGUUUGAUUCAAUUCUUUUAAUUGUAUGAUUUUCUGGUACCAAAUCAUAAAGUAAUUUUUAUUUCAACAGCAAGUUACAGUCAUGAAUUAUAAACUUGAACAUACUAUUAAAGCACCCAGUUUAUUUACCACUACAUGUCUGUAGUAUUUGAUUCCUAACCACUAAUGUUUUGUUAACUUAAUUGUGUAAACUAAUUGUAAUGUUGGAAAUUGAAACUAGCAUAACCGAUUGAGAUGCUGAAAUGUAAUGGACCAUAACUGUGUAGCAAUUGUACAAUAACCAGAAAUUUAGACUUGUAUUUCUGUUAAUCAAUUAUACGCAUAUAAGAUGUUGAUGGUUGAAGUAGAAAUGAUACAGUGUAUUGACUUUAUUUAAUAAAUUUUAUUAUUUGAAA